Lactuca saligna is the source of this 432-nucleotide messenger RNA. The record is from the annotation of a GenBank genome assembly. Lineage: Eukaryota; Viridiplantae; Streptophyta; Magnoliopsida; Asterales; Asteraceae.
AUGGACGACUCGCCGGAGAAGUUGACUAUCACCGUCGACGAUAUCUUAAAUCAAAUCGUCUCCGCCGUCAACAACUUCUUCCAGUAUCUGACCGGUGCAUUCAACAAGGAUUUCCCACCAGACACUCCUCGCCCCUGGCUCGACGUCGCCGCACCCUAUCUCAUAGCCGCCGCCGCCUUCAUCACGUGCCUGUGCAUCUCCCACUGCUUGUUCUGGUGCGUCUCCGCUGUUCUCAUCCGCUCCUUCAACGCCCUGUGCUCACUCGGUCGGUGUUUGUGCUGCUUAAGAAGAUCAGAUUCGGAUGAAUAUAUGAUGAUGAUAGCACCGGGUAGAUCUCCAUUAAUGUUACCAAGGGCUGCUUUUGAAGCUAAUCCUAGAGGUUACUUCCGUGACCUUCGUGGCCAGCCUAAUAAUUUUUCAUAUUCAGUAUAG